Magallana angulata is the source of this 4755-nucleotide messenger RNA. RefSeq names its product SIN3-HDAC complex-associated factor-like. Gene Ontology annotation, biological process: negative regulation of cell migration. The transcript has 5 exons. The coding region runs from base 206 to 1057 and encodes 283 amino acids. The record is from RefSeq and is a predicted model, not a curated record. Lineage: Eukaryota; Metazoa; Mollusca; Bivalvia; Ostreida; Ostreidae.
UUCCAAAAUAGGAAAAGCAAGUGAGCCGUGACCUCAAUGGUCAGUGACAUGAUUAGUACACAGGUGUCUUGUUCAUUGACAAGUACACAGUACAAUUCAUUCCUCCUUCAUAUUAUAUGCGGAUUUAUUCGAUGUAGUAUAUCUUUACAAAAGUGAGAUCUGUUUGGGAUAUUUUUAUUAAUGGUAACAUACGAAGAAAGUCAAGAUGUUCAGUUUUCACAAACCAAAAAUUUACAGAAGCAUUAAUGGAUGCUGUAUUUGUCGAGCCAAAUCCUCCAGCUCGCGAUUCACAGACAGCAAGAGAUACGAGUGUGAAUUUGAAAAGUGCUUCCGUAUUCGCGAAAAGAGAGCUGGAGAAAUAUGCAAUGCUUGUGUCCUUUUAGUAAAGAGAUGGAAGAAGUUACCAGAAGGAACAAGUCGACAUUGGCACCAUGUUGUGGAUGCCAGGGCUGGACCAGGAAUCAAGUCAUCCAUGAAGAUCAAGAACAACAAGAGUCCCAGCAGCAGCAAGUACAAGUCCCCCCUCAAGUCCAAGAAGAUGUACGCCCACAGAAUUCCCAGCUCCAUCUACGACAUGUCAGUGAAUGAAGAUAGCUGUGACAAGGAUGAGUUUGAGGGCAGUGACAGCGAGGAGUCGGAAGUUGAGGAGAGUCAGGAGAAUUGUCAGCGCAAGAACAAGAGGAAGCAGUCCGACCCCCGCAUUAGUCCCUUCCUGGAUCUCAGCUACUGGAAAAAGACAGAGGUUUGCUGUGGCACAAUAUUCAAGGGUCUGAACGGGGAGGUACUGGUAGAUCCUCAGUUACUGCAUCCCUGCUACACCUGUCGUAAAACCGGGACCCGUCGCGGAGGGGAAAUCAGGCGCAGCCAAUCCACCGAUGACACCGAGAGUAAUUCCAGCACAAAUAGCUUCGGAGAAACCGAAUAUCUAGACACGUCCUGUGUGGAUAACGAAAUAGACAGUAUUCCCUCUCUGGAAAACAGUGCUGCCCUCUCCCUGGCAGAGUUUAAGUGUUCCGAUGCAUUCUCACAACCACCUCCACUUGCCAUGGAGUGUUAAACACAAAAAAAAUGUGUGAACUGUUUUAAUCUCUCCAUGGUGGACUCUCUUGCCAAGAAGUGCAGCAAAUAUUGAAAUAUCAAUGUGAAUGUUAGUAUUUAUGUGUGUGGAGUAUAUGUGAAUUAAUUUAAUUUUGUAUGAAAAUCUUGUGUGAAUGGUAUGAGUGUGUUAUUUUCUCUUCUGUGAGAUUUUAAAAGAAAAUAUGAUCUGGUUUCAACUGUGAACCCAUAUAUACUCAAGAACCAGGGGGAAAAUAUAAACUGUUCAGUGUAAAAGUGAUAUUGUCAUUUCCAGACCAAAGCGGCUUCGUGGGCUCUAGUCAGGAAAUACCAGUCAGAAGCCAUGCCUUGUGAAGUCAAGCACAUAACGUUAUUACAUGACCCCGUGUGAUCCUUCGUGAAAGUCUGCCUGGAUACAUGCAACAAAUGAUGCACGGAUUGCCUGAUGAGAAUUCCUAGUUAAAAAAAAGAAAUUUUGUUGCCAAAAUGCUCAUUAUAAAUAUGUAUUAUAUACAAAUGUAUAACAUAUAUAUGGAAAACUUUUUACAACCAAAUUUGAUACUAAUGUUUUUUAUUGGUACACUGUACAGAGUACCCAGCACCAUACUGUAUCCUUCAUCAUCAGGCAUUUUUACUGUUGUUCCUAUGGUAUUACGACAACACUAAAAUCAUGGUCAUCCUACGUUUUGUGUGUAUCUGAGGCCAUUCAAUACAAGGUGCAUUGCAGUGACGUUAAAACUUGAACAAACUUUUAUUGAUUAUUUUUUAUCUGUGUAAUAUGAUUAAGGUCCUUUUUAUGAUUUCUCAGGUUGCUAUUAUUCAUUGGUCAAACUCACUAGAACUUUCUUGAGAUGUGAAAUGCGGAAAUGAGAUGUCAUAAAAAGGAUUUCCUAAUAUAUAUUUAUUCUUAUUUAUAAUAUUGGUACGGAGGUGCCAAUGUCUUGUAUAUAUUGUUGUACAAAGAUUUUAAUCAGUUAUUAUUUAUUUGCAAAGGUAUCAUCCAAUGCAAUUUUUUUUUUUUGCUCUGUUCACACCUCUGGUUGUUUUUCUCUCAUCCUAUUACAAUACUCAACCAAAGAACAAUGCAUUCAGAUGGUCUAAGAACUAUUAGGCAUUAAUUAUAAACAGAUAGGAAUUUUUAGAAACAUAAGUUUUUCUGUAUAAGUUUUUGGCCUAAAAAUCGUUUGUUAAUAUAAAGGAAAUUGUCAUGAUUUAAGACUACAAAAAAAAAUUUGCUUUUCAUCCAGGAAGUCAAGUAAAAUUAUUUCAUUGGAAGAUGUCUCAUGGGGAAGUAAGCAUUACUAAAGUGAUAAGAUACAUAAUCAUUUAUGCUAUUGACAUCAGUACAUUUCUGGCAAGGCAUUAUGCACUGAUAAUUUGGUGCUGCAGUUUAUUUGUAUUUAUUUCACAAUUUAAAGAUGCUCAUAACAUCAGACCACCAUGAAUUUCGUCUCCCCUCCCCCCGAUAUUUUGUGUUUUUGUUUGUACAGGUGCAUAUCAUAUACUUAUCUAUAGUUCUUGUAGAGUUGUUGUAAUAAUAGGAUCUGAGUGUCAAUUCCUGUGAUUAGACUGACCGGUGUAAAUAUAUAUGUGGCCAGAAAUCAUUUGCCGUGUUCUCUUACCAAGAUGUAUAAGUGAAUACAACGUGAAAGGAAAAUUUCCACCAAAGUAUAUAAGAAGCAUAUUAUUGUUGUUUUGAUAUUGUGAAGACAAGGCAAAUGAUUUCAGUAAGACUAUAUUGAUAUUUAUAUGUAUGAAAAUGUAGUAUUUGUUGUACAAUCUCGUUAUGUAAAUUACAUAAUUUAAUGAUAAUUUUUAUGGUUAUGUGAAACUGAAAAAUGAAAUUUUAAAUGAUUGAAAAACACCAUACGCAUUGGAAGACAAGUGUAUAUUGUUAAGUUUUAGUCACUGUACAUAAGGGUUUAGAGCGUUUUAAUGUUCCAUUAUAAAAGUUAUUUAUAGAUAUAUUGGUCAACUACCUGGUAGUAUGCAUGUCUUUCUUAAAGUUCUUACCUCUAGGAAAAAUAUAGCCAGUUGUUGUCUUGUGUUGAAUGUUAUAGGAGGAUCCAACAUUUCUCUGAAGUGGUUAACUGCAAAAUAAGGAGGUUAUUUGGGGAAUAUUUUUUUAAUUUUAAAGAAAAAAUUUUGGAUCCUCCUCAGUAUUUUUUCCCAACUCCUUGAUCAGCUGUUAUAUCACAGUCAAAUGUGUAGAAUUGACCUACAGGAACCGUAAUAUUUGUUUAACUUAUUGUGUCAGUCCCCUCUCUCCCCCAACCCCCCAAAUCACAUGACUGUUGUACUUAAUCAACCCUUCAUCAUUUAGAAAAACCCUGGACUUGUACAUCCAGGUAUUGCAAAGUUAACUGACGUUCUGCUAGCACUAGCUACUUUUCACUGUGAAUGAGAUUUGCUUUAUUUCCUUUGAUUUGAUCAGGGAUAUUUUUUUCUCAGGGUAAACCCCCCAGUAACUGUUUGAGUUGCCGUAUCAUAGAGUGUCUGUCUGGAAUUUUUUAUAUUAUAUCCAAGUGUGGAACUUCCCCCUUUUUUAUACUGAGAAAGAAGCAAGUGUUGCCAACGAUUUAUAUUUAUACUUUUUAAACUAAUAUUUAAAAAAAAAAAUGAACAAAAACAUUAUCAUUGAGUUGCUAAGCAGCGUUCUACCAUUGCUGUGUGUGACAAUUUUCUUUACUGUGUGCUUGUUCCUGGCAUCUAAUGCAGUGUGUAGGAGUAUCACCCCCUCAUAAUGUGUGUGGAGAUGUUUUUAUCAAGGUCAAACCUGUUCCUGUCAAGGACACUGCCACAUGGAACGCAAAGCCAUUGUAAACCUCAACAUUUUUAUAUGUUCUCCAGAAAUACAAUGACUGAUCUCAAUAUUUAUAUGUAUAUUGUGUAUGCAUGACAUAUGAGUAUUUAUACUUAAAUGCCAACUUGAGAAAUGUACCCAGUUAGGGCCAGUAAGGAAUAUAUAAUAAUCUGUCCAGAAUUUGGUUCAUAAUAUUUUUUUCCCUUUUUAUACAUGUAUAUAUUAUAUAUCGAUUGCAUGUGAAUUUUUUUGCUUUUUGUAGUGUAAGGUUUGUGUUUGAAUUUUCCAGAGUCGCUCAAAUAUUCACUGUAGGAAAAAAAUACACAUUGACUGUUCUUGGUUAGAAAACAUAAACAAAAAACCAAACAAGGAGUUGAACACUAUUUUUUAAUGUCUACCUCAGAUAUCCAGAACAGGAUAUAAGAUGGGUAUUGUCCAUGUUGUAUACUGUAAUCUGGAGGGCAAAAUCUGGUUUAAUCUUACUUAACCUGUCCUGUUAUAUUCAGCAAGAGGCAGAGGAAGCAUUUUGUAUUCUAAGUCUUAGUACAUUUGAAGGCUUGGUCUUCCAAAAGAAAUUGCAACUCGCAUCGAAUUUCUUUUCUAUACUAUUUUCUAUUCAAAUUCCCAGGAACUUUCUUUUCAUUUUGUGAAAAUUCUUGAUAAUAGAAACUAGGGCAGUUUUUAAAAAAGAGUAAACAAUGCCAAAGAAGAAAUUCGGUUAUGGUGUAAGGUUUCAACAUGUUUUCCUCUCGAAUCCUCUUGAAAAUGGGACAGUUUCUGUUACAUGCCAGUAUAAGCUAUAUAGAUGACAUUCCGAAGUGACCAGUGUGGCGGAAUAUUUCUCUAUGUCCUCUCAUUUGUACAUUUCAUUAUUAAAGCAUUGUAUUGAAAAAAAA